UAGUUUACUUUGCUUUCAUCAGUUAUUUAAAAAACUUAAAAAUGUUUCGAUAUUUUAUAUUAUUUUUGGCUGUUGUUUUCUACACAGUUCAGCUAAACACAGCAGAUGAAGAUUUUAUGGAGUGCAUGCAUCAGCAAAAUAUGACUGAUAACGAAAUUACAGCUAUCGUUAAUUGGCUGAACGCGCCUGUAGAACCCGAAAAUUUCGAGAAUAUCACUGCACUAGAAUAUGAAAACGAACACCACUAUAAUUGCUAUGUCUACUGUACUUUGCUUGAAUCGUAUACGAAAGUGGAUGAUGUGAAAAAUGGCUACCUUAUUGAAAUUUUUGGUGAACCGAGUGUGAAAGCAUGUGAAGAAAUUAUCAAAGAUGAGCAGAAUGUGUGUGAUUACAGCAACGCAAUCUAUAUGUGUGCUAUUGAAAAAUCUAUGAAAAAAUAAUAUUAUACUCUAACUACUACGCGCUACUCUAAAGAGUAUUGUAUAUCAAUAAAUACAAAUAUG
Molecule: messenger RNA, 503 nt
Organism: Drosophila busckii
Lineage: Eukaryota; Metazoa; Arthropoda; Insecta; Diptera; Drosophilidae
Product: maker105
Exons: 2
Coding region: 42-440 (132 amino acids)
Molecular function (GO): odorant binding
Source: RefSeq, a predicted model, not a curated record